Molecule: messenger RNA, 171 nt
Organism: Plasmopara halstedii
Lineage: Eukaryota; Oomycota; Peronosporomycetes; Peronosporales; Peronosporaceae
Exons: 2
Coding region: 1-171 (56 amino acids)
Source: RefSeq, a predicted model, not a curated record
AUGAGCUCUAUGGGUAUGCUUUACACUGGAACAUCUCUCAAAACUAGUUGCUUCAGCAUGAAAUUUGAAGCCGCGAUGAAGGACAAGAUACCUAUAGCUAAGAUUAUGAGGGCCUUUUUGGGUGAAAAGACGAGGUUUUCUGCGCUAAUAGUGGAACAUUUGUCAGGAUAA